This is a messenger RNA of Lodderomyces parapsilosis, 1731 nucleotides long. RefSeq names its product Sld1p (gene SLD1). The transcript has a single exon. The record is from RefSeq and is a predicted model, not a curated record. Bases 1 to 1731 code for a protein of 576 amino acids. Gene Ontology annotation, cellular component: membrane. Gene Ontology annotation, biological process: lipid metabolic process. Lineage: Eukaryota; Fungi; Ascomycota; Pichiomycetes; Serinales; Debaryomycetaceae. Gene Ontology annotation, molecular function: oxidoreductase activity, acting on paired donors, with oxidation of a pair of donors resulting in the reduction of molecular oxygen to two molecules of water.
AUGGUAUCACAAAGGACGCCAAAGAUCCUAUCACGGAACAAUGUGAUUGAUCUCCUAGCCGAAGGGAAAGUUAUAGUAAUCUACGAAAGACUGGUUUUAAAUUUAACUUCGUGGAUAUCGAGACAUCCAGGUGGAGACAAAGCGGUUUAUCAUAUGGUUGGUAGAGAUGCCACUGAUGAAAUGAAUGCCUAUCAUGAUCCUCUGACGUUGAAGUUGUUUAAGAAUUUCAAAAUUGGUGAAAUUGAUCAUGCUUGGGAGAAUCUUUUACCACCUAUUCAAGGGGCUGUGUAUGAAAAGGGGCGAUAUGUUGGAAUCAAGGGUGUUGAUUUGGAUUCCAAAUUGGAUAAUAACUUGUCGGAAAGUGGAUCGGAUUUGGAUUUGCAAAGCUUACCAAGCACGAUAUCGGAUAAACUGGAUGAACUUCCAUCAACAUCAAAGGGGAAUGGACCAAAGGGAUGUGACUCUGACCCCAAACUUGUUAAACCGGUUGUGCCACAAAAUGUAUUGGUAACUGAAUCAAAUAAAGAUUUGUUGUUUCCAGUACUGCAUUCGCCUAUUGUUGAUCCAAAACUUCUCAUGACAAACUAUGAUAACCAAUUGUCUCAACAGGAUAUACUGUCGGUCCCAUCGUUGGAUUACAAGACCCAAAGACAUUUGAGAGAUGAGUAUAAUGAGUUGCAUGAAUUUCUCAUUAGUCACAAUUUCUAUCAAUGUGAUUACUGGGCAUACGUGAGAGAAGUUGUUAAAAUUACAUCACUUUUCUUGUACUCGUUGUCAUUUUUCAAAUUGAAAUGGCUUAUCACCAGUGCUUUUUUCAUGGGAAUGGCUUGGCAUCAAGCCACAUUUAUCGCCCAUGAUGCGGGACAUGUUUCAAUCACUCACAAUUAUCAAUUUGACAAUCUUUUUGGAAUGAUUAUAGCUGAUUGGUUUGGUGGUUUGAGUUUAGGUUGGUGGAAACGGAACCACAAUGUUCAUCAUUUAAUCACCAAUGAUCCGGUUCAUGAUCCUGAUAUUCAGCAUUUGCCAUUCUUUGCCGUUAGUGUAAGAUUGUUUGAUAAUGUUUAUUCAACAUAUUAUGAAAAAAUAUUGUACUUUGAUGCCUUUGCGAAAGUGUUGGUUCCAUUGCAACAGUAUCUUUAUUAUCCCAUCUUGUGUUUUGGAAGAUUCAAUCUUUAUAGAUUGUCAUGGACGCAUCUUUUGCUUGGAUUGGGCCCCAGAAGAGGCAAAGCGGCAUGGUUUAGAUACUUUGAACUAGCCGGAUUGAGUUUUUUCUUUUAUUGGUUCUUUUACUUGUUGGUAUUUAAGUCGAUUGAUGGUGGAUGGAAUAGAUUCAAUUAUAUAAUGGUUAGUCAUAUUGCCACCAUGUUGGUCCAUGUUCAAAUCACAUUGUCGCACUUUGCAAUGUCAACGGCCGAUUUGGGGGUUAGUGAGUCAUUCCCAUCAAGACAACUUAGAACCACCAUGGAUGUUGAUUGUCCUGAAUGGUUGGAUUUCUUACACGGAGGAUUACAAUUCCAAGCUAUUCAUCAUUUGUUCCCACGGUUGCCACGUCACAAUUUCAGACGGGUGCAACCUCAUGUGAUUGAUUUUUGUAAUAAAGUUGGACUUCCUUAUUCGAUUUAUGGGUUUGGUGAAGGUAAUGGUGUUGUUAUUAGUAAGUUGGCUGAUAUUGGGAAACAAUGUACAAUUUUAUUAGAUGCAACAAAGAAAUACGAUGGUGAUUUAUAUUAG